UGCUCCUAUGAAAUCCUGACACUGUUGGCCGGUUGAUAACGUAUCACUUGAUGACAUGUCUGUUGUCACUUCUGGAAUAGCACAGCUCUCAUGUCUCCUGCUUUCAGUUUCAGACGUCCAAUUCGGUGGACUGGGCUCCAGGGUCACGCUCGCAUGCGGAGGCGCUCGCGGCGGGUCUCCGGUGGAAUGGCGGUUCAAUGGGAGCUCAGUACCGCCGUGGCAAACACACAAGGGCUCGCUUACGCUGCUGAACACCACACACUCGAUGGAAGGCAACUACAGCUGCCAUGACGAACGAGGAACGUUACUGCAGUCCAUCAAACUACGUCUGGGCCAUCCGCCUCAUUUUGUCAGAGUUUCCUGCCGUGUGCCCAAUCAUAUGAAAAUCUACUGCUCGUGGAUACAAACUAAGACAACACACCUGCCCACGUUAUACAGAACAACCUACAGGUGCGCUCUCGUUUCUAUUUUUGAAUAAAAAAUAAAUAAUAUU
Molecule: messenger RNA, 493 nt
Organism: Puntigrus tetrazona (Sumatra barb)
Lineage: Eukaryota; Metazoa; Chordata; Actinopteri; Cypriniformes; Cyprinidae
Gene: il11ra
Product: interleukin 11 receptor, alpha
Exons: 3
Coding region: 56-478 (140 amino acids)
Molecular function (GO): protein binding
Source: RefSeq, a predicted model, not a curated record